Gallus gallus (chicken) is the source of this 3030-nucleotide messenger RNA. RefSeq names its product ZFP64 zinc finger protein (gene ZFP64). The coding region runs from base 105 to 2174 and encodes 689 amino acids. Lineage: Eukaryota; Metazoa; Chordata; Aves; Galliformes; Phasianidae. Gene Ontology annotation, cellular component: nucleus. Gene Ontology annotation, biological process: regulation of gene expression. The record is from RefSeq and is marked provisional. The transcript is spliced from 6 exons.
ACAUCCGCCCCCGCUCGGCCGCCCGGAGGCGGGGGGUGCGGGCACCCUGCCGGCAAGGAGCCCCUCGCGGGCGGCGGAGGCGGCGUGCGGGGCUCUCUCCCGCCAUGAAUCCGGGCGGCGGAGGGGCGGCGCCGGCCUUCCCCGGCCCCGUGCAGUUUCCAGGAGGCACCACGGUGCUGGUGGAGCUCACCCCGGACAUCCACAUCUGCGGCCUCUGCAAGCAGCAGUUCAAUAACCUCGACGCCUUCGUGGCCCACAAGCAGAGCGGCUGCCAGCUGAGCGGCGCGGCGGCCGGGGCCACCAGCACCGUGCAGUUCGUGUCCGAGGAGACGGUGCCUUCGGCGCAGGCACAAACCACGACCAGAACCAUCACCUCGGAGACACAAACCAUCACAGUUUCUGCACCAGAGUUUGUUUUUGAGCAUGGCUAUCAAACAUACCUGCCCAGUGAGAGCAAUGAGCCUCCGGCUGCUGCUAUCGUCUCCACACCACCGAAAGCACGUUCAAGAAAGUCAGCUUCCUCGCUUACACAGAAGAAACUGAACUGCUGGUAUCCAGGUUGCCAGUUCAAGACUUCCUAUGGUAUGAAGGACAUGGAACGUCAUCUGCGAACACACACAGGAGACAAGCCCCAUAAGUGUGAUGUUUGCAACAAAUGUUUCAGUCGCAAGGAUAAGCUGAAGAUGCACAUGAGGUCUCAUACUGGGGUGAAGCCUUACAAAUGUAAGCACUGUGACUACGCAGCUGCUGACAGCAGCAGUCUCAACAAGCACCAGCGCAUUCAUUCCAAUGAGCGUCCCUUUAAAUGCCAGAUCUGCCCUUAUGCAAGCCGCAACUCUAGCCAGCUAACUGUACAUCUCAGAUCCCACACAGGAGACGCUCCUUUCCAAUGUCAGAUGUGUCCUGCUAAAUUUAAAAUCAACUCAGACUUGAAGAGGCACAUGCGUGUGCAUUCUGGUGAGAAGCCUUACAAAUGUGAGUACUGUGAGGUUCGGUGUGCUAUGAAAGGAAACCUGAAAUCACACAUCCGUAUAAAGCACAGCAUGGAAAAUACUCUCAAGUGUCCGGAGUGCGAGUUUCAGUGUGGAAACAAAACGAGCCUUCGACACCACAUAAGAACUCAUCAGCCCGAGCAGCCAGUGAAGUGCUCAGAGUGCAACUACUCUUGCUCCAACAAGGCAGCUCUGAAAGUGCACGAGCGAAUUCACUGCAAAGAUCGUCCUUUCAAAUGUGAGUUCUGCAGCUUUGAUACCAAGCAGCGGAGUAACCUGACGACUCACGUGAGGAAAGCUCAUGGAGACAAAGUCAAGACCAAGAAGCAAACUGUGGAGAAGAAGGAAGGAGAUAGGCCAAAGCAAGGCGGCUCCAGGCAAGUUGCCAGAUUAGACGCCAAGAAGGCAUUUAAGUGUGAUCUGUGUGACGCCUCCUUCGUCCGAGAAGAUUCUCUUAGGAGUCAUAAGAAGCAGCACAGUAUGUACAGUGGAUCUAAAAAUAAUGAACUGGCUGUUCUGCAGCUCCAGAUGGAUCCCAGCCGACAGGCCAGUGCCCCGAUCACCGUCAGUCACCUCCAGGUCCCAAUUCAGGCUGCUCAGGUUUCUCCAUACAAUGAGGGAAGGGUCAAGAUCAUUGUGGGUCACCAGGUCCCUCAGGCUAACAGUAUAGUUCAGGCUGCAUCAGUGAACGUUGUGCCCCCUGCGUUAGUCAGCCAGAAUCAGGAGGAGCUCUCGGCCAACAGCCGCUUGCAGCUCCUGGGCCAGGUCAGCUUGUUGGCCCCGCCGCCGCCUCCCAUCGCCCAGAGCGAAGCAGGGCCUGUGGCCCAGCCAGCAGUUCUUCUCACAACCCAUGACCAAAGUGAUGGAACUGCUCUACAUCAGACUCUGAUUCCUGCUGCCACUGUCAGCAGCCACGAGGCUUCAGCAAACCAAGCUUUCAUCACCAGCUCUGGAAUCAGCUGCGCUGACUUAGAAGGCCUUAAUGCUUUGAUACAAGAAGGAGCAACAGAAGUGACUGUGGUUAGUGAUGGAGGUCAGAGCAUCACAGUGUCCACUUCAGCCCCUCCUCCUCCCAUUUUCUCUUCAUCCUCUCACACAGAAGCCCCUAAGCAGACCUACUCCAUCAUUCAGAGUGGAGCCCAUACAGCUUUACUGUGUCCGGCAGACUCCAUACCAGAUUAGCCACAAAGUAACUAAGCAAAGUUCAGCAGAAUCUUAGAGGGUGUAAAUGAAUACAGAAUGUGACCUACAAAGCCAAAUACUGACAUGCACAUUGUACUUGUCUGUACAUGGAAACAUACAUCUUGUAUGUGGAAAAGAGGUGUGUAUAUUUAUAUGCCUCUAUUGAAAUUGAAGGAUGUGUCCUUUGUAAAACGUGUUGCAUAUUUCACUAAGCAGUAAGCUUCCCAGAAGAUGAUUCUCAUAUUGUGCUGGCUAAAAUAAGAAAACAUCACCUUAUGAUGAAUUUUCUUCACAUCAGACUACUUCUUUCCUGUAUACACAAAAAGAUGCAGGAAAUAGAUGGUCCAAGCCACUCCAAAGUAUAUCUUCAAGUAAGGCCUGUUUCAAUCGCAUGCUGUGUAUGCAUUGGCUGGAUGUGGCCAGUAGCUGAUCUGUAGGAAGUGUCUACAACCAGGACUCAUGCAGGCCUAGUAUAGGUUAUGUGACCUAUUCCUUAGUAUCAGUAGAAGCUGGUAGCAUGUGAUGCUUGAUUUGGAAGUUCUUAUGCAGAAGACCAAAUUAAUUGUUUUUAGAGGGCAAAAGAAUCAGUAAUUUACUAAGUUUGUCAGCAAGAUCACUGUUGCAAAUCAUACCUGUGGCACAAUGAUCUGUGUCAGUUACCUGUGUUUUAAACAGAACAACCACAAAUAUAUUUUCUACAAAUGCUGCUUAAGUUUUGUUUUCAUUGGGAUGGUACAUGCUGAAGCUGCAUGGGUGGAAGCAGUCCCUUCCAUGUUGGCACUGUUCUUUUCAAGUUAAAGGGGAAAAAGGAAAAAAAGUGAAUUCAUUCAAUUAAAAUAAAAAGAUUCUAAUCCAA